CUUAAGGAAAAUGGACUUCUUCGAUGGUCGCAAUUACAGAGUCAAUAAAAUUCUAUUAUCGGCCAUUGGACAGUGGCCUUACCAAUCCUCUAGGACGAGCUAUAUUAUAGUCAUCGUCAUAGCGGCCAUAGCUUGUUCGCAAUUUCUCGCAAAGUUAUGCAGCAUGUUCUCCGACAUUCGCGACAUGGAUAUCGUGAUCGAGUGCCUUACUCCGAUAAUGAUUGACAUAUCAGGCAUGACGAAGGUAAUGAAUUCCAUGCUGUGCGUGAAUGAGAUGAGGGCAUUACUCGAUCGAGUACGAGAUGAUUUUCGCUCGUCGAGAAAUUCCAGUGACUUAGAGAUUCUUCAAAAGUGUGCCGAGAACGGAAGAAAAUUCUCGACCAUUUACAUUUACGCGAUGUAUACAGUAACGAUAAUAUUCAUGUUGACGCCUGUGCCACCGUUGAUAUUUCACGUUGCCAAUGAAACUCGGCCGAUGUUGCACAGAGUCGAAUAUUACGUCGACAUGGAUAAAUAUUACUUUCCAAUUUUAAUCCACGGAUAUCUCACCGCCGUGAUUUGCGUCACUUCCAUCGUCGCGACCGACGCGAUUUUCGUGAUAUUUGUGCAACACGUUUGCGGACUGUUUAUCGUGACUAGCUCGCGAAUAGAACGAGCGUUGCAGGGAGAAUAUUUGACGGACGCCAAUCUUCCGGUUUCGGAGGAUAAGGCGUAUCGAAAUAUGAUACAGUGUGUUCACAAUCACAGAGAGGCUAUAAGGUUCGUCAAUCUCAUAGAAGCUGCCUACUCCAAACAUUUUUUGUUCCAUGCUGGACUCAAUAUGUUGGCUAUAAGCAUUACGGGUGUUGGGGCUGUGACAAAAUCGGACGACUCGUCUGAGCUUCUUAAAUUAGUAGCGGUAUCGUGGGCGUUACUAUUUCAUUUAUGCUUCGAAUGUUUGAAUGCUCAGAAAUUAAUAGAUUAUAGCGGAUAUCUUCAUACUAAUCUAAUAAAUUUAAAAUGGUAUGAUGCGUCGCCCAGAACGAAGAAACUCGUUCUUUUCAUGAUGAUGAAAACGCAACCACCCUGUGUAUUAACGGCCGGCGGUAUGUUUGUUUUAUGCAUGCAAACGUUCGCUACGAUUGUGAAAACUGCUGUAUCAUAUUUCACUUUCCUACGCUCGGCGCAAUGAUGGAUUCUCCUUUUUUGAAAAUUGAUGUUGU
Messenger RNA from Nylanderia fulva, 1202 nucleotides. RefSeq names its product odorant receptor 13a-like. Gene Ontology annotation, molecular function: odorant binding; olfactory receptor activity. Lineage: Eukaryota; Metazoa; Arthropoda; Insecta; Hymenoptera; Formicidae. The record is from RefSeq and is a predicted model, not a curated record. Gene Ontology annotation, biological process: sensory perception of smell; detection of chemical stimulus involved in sensory perception of smell. Gene Ontology annotation, cellular component: plasma membrane.